ACAAAUUUUUCGUUGGCUUGCCUUCAAAAUUCCCCGUAAAUUCCCAAUGAUGACCUGCAUCCUCAGUCGCUGCCUGCGAGUGCUCCACCGGCGGCUGGGUCACUUCAACCACUGCACCCUGGCCCUGGCCACUCUUGACCUGGUCUGCAUUGUGUGCCUGCUCCACUACCAACUGGUGCAGCACGGCCGAGAUCUGUUCUUCUGGCGCGAGGAGCUGGACCAGCGGCUCGUGGAGUACCUGCUGUCCGGGAUCGUACUGAUGGCCUCCGUGAGUGUUCUGGGCUCCUGCGUGGAUGGCUUUAUUAUUUCCGCCCUGGUGCGACGCGAAAUGAGUCGUUACGACUUGCCGCGCCAGCAUUUCGAGGAACGCUAUCGACGCUUCGUCUUCAUGCGGUUGGUCAGGCAACUGGAGCUGGCCCUCAAGGAGCAGACCAAGCAAUCGGAGCUGGGCCAGAUGAUGCCAUUGGCGAACCUGUCCGAAGCUCACCAGCUGAUCAGGGAGGCCAUCGACGAGUUUCGCACCGCAGUGCGGAUCCUUUUGUGGCCCAAUCGAUCCGAUCUGCUGGCCGAGGCCUUUGUCCUAUUUCACAUCAGCGAGUCGCAACUGACGGAUUUGGCCCUUCAAGGCUAUAAACUAAACGACGUGGAGGGGGUGGACAUGUCCAAUGCCCGUCUCAGUCUUAUGCUCAACCCACCGUGGUAUUAAAAAGUGUCCUCAAAUU
Molecule: messenger RNA, 722 nt
Organism: Drosophila takahashii
Lineage: Eukaryota; Metazoa; Arthropoda; Insecta; Diptera; Drosophilidae
Source: RefSeq, a predicted model, not a curated record